GUGCUCUUGGUGGCUUCAGCCCUGGGCACUUGUGCUUUUCACUGCCCUGUAGUCACUGGAUUAUUGACAAGGACCCUCAGGAAUGCUCACCAUCUGGGUUUUGUUGAUCCCUAGGUGGGUACAGGAAGAGCCCAGCCACCCCGAGAGGGAGGGGCGGGGCUGAGCUGUGAGGAGUGGGCCCCAGAACCAUGUCUACGCGGGAGUCCUUUAACCCCGAAAGUUACGAAUUGGACAAGAGCUUCCGGCUAACCAGAUUCACUGAACUGAAGGGCACAGGCUGCAAAGUGCCCCAAGAUGUCCUGCAGAAAUUGCUGGAAUCUUUACAAGAGAACCACUUCCAAGAAGAUGAGCAGUUCCUGGGAGCCGUUAUGCCAAGGCUUGGCAUUGGAAUGGAUACUUGUGUCAUUCCUCUGAGGCACGGGGGGCUCUCCUUGGUUCAGACCACGGACUACAUUUAUCCCAUUGUCGACGACCCUUACAUGAUGGGCAGGAUAGCAUGUGCCAAUGUCCUCAGUGACCUCUACGCAAUGGGGGUCACAGAAUGUGACAAUAUGCUGAUGCUCCUUGGAGUCAGUAAUAAAAUGACCGACAGGGAAAGGGAUAAAGUGAUGCCCCUGAUUAUACAGGGUUUCAAAGAUGCAGCAGAGGAAGCAGGAACGUCUGUAACGGGUGGCCAAACAGUGUUAAAUCCUUGGAUUGUUUUGGGAGGAGUCGCUACGACUGUCUGCCAGCCCAAUGAAUUCAUUAUGCCGGAUAAUGCUGUGCCAGGGGACGUGCUGGUGCUGACGAAGCCCCUGGGGACACAAGUUGCGGUGGCUGUGCACCAGUGGCUGGACAUCCCUGAAAAGUGGAAUAAAAUUAAGCUCGUGGUCACCCAGGAAGAUGUCGAGUUGGCUUACCAGGAGGCGAUGAUGAACAUGGCAAGGCUCAACAGGACAGCUGCAGGCCUCAUGCACACGUUCAACGCCCACGCGGCCACCGACAUCACGGGCUUCGGGAUCCUGGGCCACGCGCAGAACCUGGCCAAGCAGCAGAGGAACGAGGUGUCCUUCGUCAUCCACAACCUCCCGGUGCUGGCCAAGAUGGCCGCCGUGAGCAAGGCCUGCGGGAACAUGUUCGGCCUCAUGCACGGGACCUGCCCCGAGACGUCAGGAGGCCUUCUGAUCUGUUUACCACGCGAGCAAGCGGCCCGGUUCUGUGCAGAGAUAAAGUCCCCCAAAUAUGGGGAAGGCCACCAGGCAUGGAUUAUUGGGAUUGUAGAGAAGGGAAACCGCACAGCCCGAAUCAUAGACAAACCCCGGAUCAUCGAAGUCGCACCACAAGUGGCCACUCAAAAUGUGAACCCCACACCAGGGGCCACCUCUUAAUCUAGACAGAAAUAGCUGUUUGGUUUUGUUUUGAAUAGAUCUAUUUCCUUUAUCAUCACGCCAAUUAAAGACUAUAAACAACAACAACAAAUCUCAUUGUGUCUACACAUCUGGUGACCUUAGGUCGAUUGUGAGUGGAUGCAAUUAAUAAAAUAAAGUCCAUUGCCUUUUUUCCUGUUACGUUAACUGAAGAUGCACCUAUCCUGAGGCAGCUUCUGAGUUGAGAAUUAUAUUGUUAUCCAAUACUGUUGAUUCAUUUUGAAUCUUUAGACACUUAUCUCUCGCCGCAUAGGCUCUUUUUAAAGGUGCUUUCACAUAGCACAGACAUUACCAAUAGUAGUGUCAAGUAGUAGUUUGUGUCUUUUCAUUGUGUAUUUAUCACAUAAGUCUGGUCUUUUUUUGAGUGUCUCAAAUGGUUUUCUGGAGAGACAGCCUUGGUAAGUGGCACGUGAUGAUAUCCCGGUGGUGAGAGGGUUGCAUGAUUCCUUUUGAGUUUAUUUGAAAGGCCUAGUCCUGUCAUUCAAGAGCGUCUCGGUCCCAGGAUAUUCUCUGGUCGUGCAUUCAGUUCAACACGGCAAGUGCUUCACUCUGCAUGGAAAGCCCUUUGAAGACAAAAAAGAAAUCAUAUUUCUUUUUUUUUUUUGUAGCCUUCCUGAUAUUUACAGUAAUACCAUUAACUGUUUGCUUUAUCGUUAGCAAAAAAGAAUACUUUUUGCAAUGUAAUUAGAUGUUCUAUAGUGCAACAAGGAAUUGCCUUCCGAAAGAGGGCUCAUGUAUAAUACUCAUUUACAAUUCAAUAUAUAAUUAACUACGCAAAUAAUUUUUAAAUAUAAUCAAUAAUAAAGACUGUUCUGUGGAUGGUAGUGUUUAAUACAUUUUAUAUUUUGUAUAGUGAUCUCGGGCCUUUGGUUUUCCUAAAGUCAGCAGUGAUUUAGCCUAAUUCUUAGCAUUGUUUUGUUCUUGGCGCCAGUACCUUUGUGCACGCUUUUUGUGAUCUGUGUUUUAAAAAAAAUCUGCAUCGCCAACCUCGCAGCUCGAACUUAAAACUUGUUAUUCAAAUAAAUAUUUAAUUUUUGUAACUGCUCUUG
Molecule: messenger RNA, 2455 nt
Organism: Carlito syrichta (Philippine tarsier)
Lineage: Eukaryota; Metazoa; Chordata; Mammalia; Primates; Tarsiidae
Gene: SEPHS1
Product: selenophosphate synthetase 1
Exons: 8
Coding region: 189-1367 (392 amino acids)
Biological process (GO): L-selenocysteine biosynthetic process
Cellular component (GO): cytoplasm
Molecular function (GO): ATP binding; selenide, water dikinase activity
Source: RefSeq, a predicted model, not a curated record